Molecule: messenger RNA, 864 nt
Organism: Aureobasidium vineae
Lineage: Eukaryota; Fungi; Ascomycota; Dothideomycetes; Dothideales; Saccotheciaceae
Source: the annotation of a GenBank genome assembly
AUGUCGCGCCCCGAAGACCUCCUGCCCCCGGACCUCUUCUACAACGAUGUCGAGAGUCGCAAAUACACCACCAACUCCCGCAUCAAGAACAUUCAAGCCUCCAUGACGCACCGUGCCCUCGAACUCCUCGACCUACGCUCUCCCUCCUUGAUUCUCGACUUGGGCUGUGGAAGCGGCUUGUCGGGAGAACUGCUCUCGCAAGUGGAACCAGAAGACGGCGGCCCACACACCUGGAUCGGCAUGGAUAUCUCUGCAUCUAUGCUUGCACAAGCACUCGACAGAGAUGUAGACGGCGACUUGAUGCUAGCAGAUAUUGGACAAGGUGUUCCCUUCCGACCAGGCAGUUUCGAUGCCGCGAUUUCUAUAUCCGCGAUUCAGUGGUUGUGUAAUGCCGAGAGCAGCGAUGUUACGCCUGAAGGAAGACUAAAGCGUUUCUUUGAUGGCUUGUACGCGAGUCUAAGGCGCGGUGGUCGCGCAGUCUGCCAAUUCUACCCUAAGAACAAGCAACAGAGGAAUAUGAUCAGUGCGGCCGCCGUAAAAGCAGGCUUUGGCGCUGGUAUCCUCGAGGACGAUCCAGGCACCAAGAGCGAAAAACUGUACCUGGUUCUUACGGUCGGAGGAGGUGAUCUGGGAAGAGAGCAAGAGGCGGCAAGCAGAGAUAUCACUGGUGUUGUCAAUGGCAUGACCGAUGUGGAUAUCCAAGAUGCGCGUCGCAAGAAGGAUCUGCGCUCGCGCAAGGACAUGACAAGAGUCAAGGGAAGCAAAGGCUGGAUCAUGAGGAAGAAGGACCAGAUGGAGAAGCAGGGCAAGGUCGUCAAGGCAAACUCAAAGUACACUGGCAGAAAGAGAAAGAUUGCCUUCUAG